AUAUUGAUCCAUCAACUAUUUACUGAAAAAACUAGAGAACACAUCCUGAAAAGAUCUCUUUCAAAAAUUAAGAAGAAUCUAAUCAAAUAUGUCAAGUUCAUAACAAUAUGGGUUUCCAAGAAUACUUCAUACUUUAUAUUCACUUAAGAUCCUACAGCCAAAGUAUUCAAAAGUGCUGUUGUAUAUACUGUAACUUCCCAUGUCCAGGCUGUAAUGCUGAUUACAAAGUGACUGAAAAACUGAAUGCUGCUUUAUUUCCAGAUUAAGGGAGAUGGUAUUUAUUAGCUUUUGUAACACCUCUGCCUGAUGAUAGCUUAGUGAUGGGUUUGCUUUUUUAGGUUUUAGGUGGAACUAAUAACAUUAAAGAUGGCUCAGGUCCAUUGAAGUGUCAUAGUAAGCCACGCCAGUGAGCCAGCAUGCACAAUACCAGAACCCUGAAACUGUCAAAACUGGAAUACUGCUAUAGUCAGUGUUAUUAAUCACACCUGUACAUUUCCUGCAAUGACAAAUUCUGAUCUCUGCAAUGAAAAAGGUCUAUCAGAGCUUUAAUAAAAGCAGCUGCACCAAAAAGGUUGAUUCAAGGGUGGAUUACCACCCAGGGGCCUGUGACUGUAACGCCUCUGCAUUAACUAACCAAAAGCGAGGCCUCUGGUGGUUACAGGUGCUUGAGCACAGGGAUGAAUAUCAAAAAUAUAAGAUGAGUAGGUACAUAGUUCACUAGAAUGUGAGAGAUAAAGGAUUGUACCAAUGUAAAAUAAGUAGCAAAUGUUUUCGUCUACCAGAUGCUAUAGAGAACAAGCUAAUUUUACAACGUAACAACUGUUUAAAGCGACACAGGCUGACUGAAAAGACCCGACUGUCUCAUGUUCAAAAUACCAUUUUCAUUAAAACUGUCAGCUUGACUUUUGUAUAGCAGUGUGCACACAGGAAGGAUACAUUUAUAAUACAAACUAUAUUUUUGAUUUUGGUUAUGCUUAGCCCCACCAGCCACACCCAGCCGGUAAUGACUAUUUCAAGCUCAACUCUAUUCCGUGACACAGUUCAAUUUGAUAGCAAGUGUACCGGUUAAUGCAACUGUCUCUUCUUGGAAUCACUGAUUUAUGUUCAUGAUAGUGGGCACACACUCCACUAUGUUGCUAUGUAGAGAGCCAUCACUUCAGUUUGUUGUAGGACAAAUAUAUCCAGUGAUCCAUUAGGCAACACUUUGCUAAAUCCAUGGCAAUAAAAUCCUGCAGUUCAGACAUAAAAGAGCAAUUCUUUCUCUUUAACAUUUACGAAAAUGUAGUUAAUCAGUGAUCAUCACAAUGGCCUAGAUUCCCACACAUAUCCCAAAUGGCCAGAUUGACAUCCGUUGUUAAAAGCACACGAUGGUUAUCAAAGAUAAUACACACCAUUUACACAGGAAUCACCUGAGGAAGACUUGGGAAAGUGUGUGACAUCACUGGAUAUGCUACAUAAAAGGGUUGAUCGGGACAGACGUUUUCUGAGAAGAACCAACAUGAGAUCCUUACCCCUGCUUGUGAUGCUGCUGUGCAUGUUGUGUGUAGCACAGGUUCAGACACAGGAUAGCACAAACACACUGAGGCUGUGUGGCCGGGCGUUUCUGCGGGCAGUGGUGUACACCUGUGGAGGAUCCAGGUGGAGAAGACUGAUGGGAGAAGAGGAGACUUUGCAAAACAGUAGCAGGGAGCCAAAACUGAAGAUGACAGAUGUGCCAGCGAUAGACCGUCAUUGGCGGGACCAAAACCAGGCAAUAAUAUCAGUGUGCUGUCAACUCGGCUGUCGAAGGAGUGACCUCUCCAUGCUCUGCUAGAGGGGAACAUCCCAAGAGGGUCAUCAUCAAUCUGCCACAGUGAUUCAUUAGUUUAAAACAUAAUCUUCAGAACUUAGGAUAAUGUGAUUUCAUUUUCCAUGCUUGCAAAAAUAAAAGAAACACCAGGA
Messenger RNA from Siniperca chuatsi (mandarin fish), 1941 nucleotides. Its product is annotated as relaxin-3-like. Gene Ontology annotation, cellular component: extracellular region. The coding region runs from base 1448 to 1813 and encodes 121 amino acids. Gene Ontology annotation, molecular function: hormone activity. The transcript has 2 exons. NCBI's taxonomy places the organism in Eukaryota, Metazoa, Chordata, Actinopteri, Centrarchiformes, Sinipercidae. The record is from RefSeq and is a predicted model, not a curated record.